Stomoxys calcitrans (stable fly) is the source of this 3900-nucleotide messenger RNA. RefSeq lists its product as uncharacterized. Bases 27 to 3887 code for a protein of 1286 amino acids. The transcript has 3 exons. Gene Ontology annotation, molecular function: DNA-binding transcription factor activity, RNA polymerase II-specific; RNA polymerase II cis-regulatory region sequence-specific DNA binding. The record is from RefSeq and is a predicted model, not a curated record. Gene Ontology annotation, biological process: regulation of transcription by RNA polymerase II. Lineage: Eukaryota; Metazoa; Arthropoda; Insecta; Diptera; Muscidae.
AAAGCAAUGGCAACACUGUUAAAGACAUGUUGAAGUAUAUACGCGAGACCAAGGCAGGGCUUGGAGAGAAAGAGGAGGAAUUAGAAACACAGCGUUCAAAUAAAAACUCAGAAAUUGAUGCAAAGCCCAAAGAAAUUGGCAUGGAAGAGAAUGCAAAGCAAUUUGAUACUCCCAGCAAUGCUUUAACAAAAUUUUCAAACUCCCAUGUGGAACAUAGUUCUUCUAAAUUUCUAAUGCCCUUUGCCACAGAAGGCUUGGCAAAUCAUCCAACAACAAUGAAUUUGCCUCAUUUGCCCAUUAAACCUUUCUACAAUCAUUGUGAGGGCCCUAGUCUCACCUGGUCCCAAUUAUUGGCCACCAAUCUGGCACCGAUUUGUAUACCUUCUCCCCAUGGUCCGGUUGAAGAUAUGGCAUCACUAAAACCUCAAGCCGCUGUAUCGCAUACUACAGAACGUGAUUUGAAGUCUCAAAUAACACCUCCACAAUCGCCACUGAAUAUAUUUCCAACAUUUCUAAUGCCUCCCACUCAUGGAGGCUGUGAACAGCUUAGAAUGCCACAGACAAACUCGCUACUGGCAAUGCCAACAUUUAUGAUGCCAGAUUUGUUAACAACACCGCCAACAGCAGUGGCCACAAAUAUUCCCCCAUUGUACUCAUCAUCAACAUCACCAUUGACGCCCUCAAUGGCCACCCAAAAGUCUACGUCGUCAUCAUCGUCAUGCCCAGUGUUAAUUAACGACAUAAAUUUGCCCAACUCUGGCCAUUCCAUGGUGUUUCAACAAACUGCGAAUAAGGCGGCAACAAUGGAGUUGGAGUCCACUAGCAGACAACACAUCGCACCUGCCCCAUCUCCCCAAGACGGCCAAAGCAUAACAACAAAACGUCAGAAACCAGAAAAUGUUGUAGCAUCUGUUGAUGAAGAUGCUCUGGGGGCAGAAGGUGGACCAGCCAACGAGAUGAUGGCAGACGAAAAAUUACUCACCGACAUUGGGUGGCAGGCGAAAUGCAUAAAACAGUCUGGCAUGUCUGGUGGCGUGGCAAAUAGAAAGUCAUUAACCCACAAUGCUGACAACAAAGCAGCAGACAAGGAACGCAUGGCUGCCACAAGGCAAAGGAAAAAAUCUAAAAACAAAAAUCACAACAAACAGUUACCACCAACACAAAUGCAACAGCACCCUCUCAAACAGCAUCAGCAUCAUUAUCUUCGGGAGCAGCCACCAAUUCCAGAUAGAACAUCCGCUUAUCAGCUGGCCCCACAACUUCAAAUACUCGUGCCCCAUGGUCCUGCUUUCGCCUGCAAUUCUCCCUUUGCCAACUCCCCCUCCCCCUCUUCGUAUGGAGAGCAAUUGUUGUUUGUGCGUAAUAUACACGAGAGAGAUCGUCUCAUACGAGAGCUGCAAUUACGACAACAUUUGCUGAGCAAUAGCAGCAGCAGCGGCAGCAGCAGCCAUAGUCAGGAGAGCAGCAACAGCAGCCCCACUAUUAGUGAUACCAUUCAAAGAACGAUUAAUGUUGGUGUUGCUAGAGCCAAUGUCGCCCUCCUCGAUGGGUGUCAUAAGACAGAUUAUAAAAAUUCAGGUGUCUCGUCAUACUCACCACCACACUCGCUACAACAGCAGCAGCAGCCUGCUAGCCAAAAAGGAAGCCCAGCAAAUGCUAAGGACUAUUGCCCACAAACUCAUGCAGAGAAUGUUACCAACAUCCCAGACAAUAAUGAUGAAGGCAAGGAAAAUACUCUCACAAAUACAGACCACAUCCAAAAUGGCAAGCCUGACACUUUGGCUGGGGGGCAAGCUAAUACUGUUGCCGUCUCUGCUGCUGAGCAUGGUGACAAUGAAGCUACUGCCCCCUCUACUACUACUACCACGGCCAUUGUUAAUCCAACUAAUUGGUAUGGUGAUGUCGAUUGUGUUGAUGACAUUUCUUGUCACACAAAAAUGAAUGGCAAAGAAAAUUGUAACACACCAGCAGAGGCGUCCGACAUCCAAGCUCAUCAUUUUCAUUCGACACAACACAAGCGAAUGCAGCAACAGAAUCAUCUCCCCAGUAAUAUGGAUGAUGGUCAUCAACGACACUUUUCUAUGACUUCACGGAAGUCCAUGAAUUCAUCUUUGGUUACAGACAGCUCAUUGCCAUCCUCCCCACCAACAUCAAAUUUGGCAGCAUUGCCGGUCGCGAUUAAUGAAGUUAUAGCCAACAAUGUAUCACAGGCACAUAAUGUCCAAGACAAUGAUGACAGCAUGGCCAUGGUGUCUGUGAGGAAAGAUCUGAGACACAUGUCAAAAUCACCUUCACCCAUACGAUCUUUAUCAGCUUGUCGCUCAUACUUUGAAAAUGAUGAUGCCAAAUAUCAUUCACCCUCACCCACCAAUCUUAGCCAAAAGCGUUCUCGUGAGUUAGACUCUGAAAUGGAAAAUGAAGUUUUGGAUUUGGCUUGUCACAGCAAUACUCCCAAACGUCAGAAUCGUUCUCCCUCACCCAUUGUGGCACAGCAAGAGAAAAUCCCCACUGCACCAGAGGCUGGCAAUAAUGUUUUUCCCAAUACCAAUGCAAACUCAUUCUUGGCCGCCUUACAAAAUCCUUUGGCUCCUUUGCUAUUGCAAAAUCCUUUGGGUUUAGCUGCUGCUGCCUUGCAACCGGAGGAUAUGCAACAUGCCUUUCAGCUGCAGCUGCAAGGCUAUAUGGAAAUGAUGCGGCAAAUGGCUCCCGACACUUUGCAGAAUCCUGCAGCAGCCCAAUUUCUAUUGCAAAAUUCAUUGCAAGCCAUGAUACAAUUACAGGCUUUGCAGCAAAUGAAGCAACAACAGCAACAUAGUCUACAAGAAGAGCCCUCAAAGCUGCCCCAACAAGAAGAGGAACCAUUGUGCAAAACUCCCAAUAUGAAUAUGAAGAAUUAUUCGACUCCCCAGAAUAAAUCACCUUUGAGAAGUCCUUCUUUAAGUCCUGUCUCACGCCAUGGUUCAGCUCGCAUGCAUACUCCCUCCAAUGCCUCCUCACAACCUACUCCUGCCACCACCAACUCGCAGCAGACCACACCACCUAAUGCUCUACACUUGCCCAUGAGUCUCAGCAGUGCUGCCAUGACUCCCAAUACACCCGGCAUGACUCCAGCCUUUCCCCAAUCCUCUAUGACACAAUCGGCUCUUGGCUACUCCAGUACCCCACAAAAUUCGAAAAGCUCCUCUGCCAAUACUCUCUCCCAGGCAGCACGCACUUUGGACCAAUCACCCGAAGAAACCACCGACUUGGAGGAGUUGGAGCAAUUUGCCAAAACCUUCAAACAAAGGCGCAUAAAGCUGGGCUUCACUCAGGGUGAUGUGGGCCUGGCCAUGGGCAAAUUGUAUGGCAAUGAUUUUUCACAAACCACCAUUUCCCGCUUUGAAGCCUUGAACUUGAGUUUCAAGAAUAUGUGCAAAUUGAAGCCCUUGCUGCAAAAAUGGCUAGAGGAUGCCGAUAACACUGUCUCCAAGCCAGGAGGCAUUUUCAAUCUUACGGCCAUGACCUCCGCUCCCUUGGUGACCCCAGAAAAUAUUAUGGGUCGGCGACGCAAGAAGCGUACCUCCAUUGAGACAAAUGUUCGCUCCACCUUGGAAAGGGCAUUUGCCAUCAACUGUAAACCCACCUCAGAGGAAAUCAAUCAACUGGCCGACCAAAUGAAUAUGGAAAAGGAGGUGGUGCGUGUGUGGUUCUGUAAUCGCAGACAGAAAGAGAAAAGAUCCAAUCCCUCCCUUGAUUUGGAUAGUCCCACAGGCACUCCCUUAAGCAGUCAGGCCUUUGGUUAUCCCCCUCAAUCUCUAAAUCUUACCAAUGGUCAUGAGGCUUCCUCGCUCUGUGGCAGCUCAAUAAGUUCCCUUUCUCCUCACUAUCCCAGCGGCAAACAGGAAUGAUGUUGGUAUACCC